This is a messenger RNA of Limulus polyphemus (Atlantic horseshoe crab), 1430 nucleotides long. RefSeq names its product ribosome maturation protein SBDS-like. The record is from RefSeq and is a predicted model, not a curated record. Gene Ontology annotation, biological process: cytosolic ribosome assembly; ribosome biogenesis. NCBI's taxonomy places the organism in Eukaryota, Metazoa, Arthropoda, Merostomata, Xiphosura, Limulidae. The transcript has 5 exons. The coding region runs from base 556 to 1305 and encodes 249 amino acids.
CAACACCUGAGAGUGGAUAUUUUACAUAACUUUAUUUAUUUUGGAUCUUAACUUCGUCAUACUCCGUUUCCUACAGAAUUUGUUUUCAACCGUGCUUUUGUUUUGGCCAAAGUUAAAUUGAAUGUAAAAUAUUUCCUCGUUUAUUAGUCAUUUUACGAAAUUAUAUAGGCAAUCUGUGUUGGCACAAUGUUUCCCUUCCAUUAUAUUAAUAAUUAGUAUUUGCUGUAGGCGUAAACGAUAUACGCAAAACCUUCUAAGACGUAUUAAUUUUGGGCUAACCUGCAGGCUGUAUUAUAAUUUACAGUAUUAAUACUGUUAUUUCAUAGGCGUUGGGAGCAUUAAUCAGGAUAGAAGUGACAUAGAAAAAUUCUGGCUGUUUGAAAUAUUGUUUUACAACUGAAAUUGAAAGUUAAAACUGGUUGUACUGCGGUGUUACAGUUUUACUUGAUUUUUCUAAACUUAGGCUAAACUCAGUCUAGAGUGUUAUGCAGUUGUGUUUGUGGCUCAUUUGUUAAAACUGUUUCUUUCCAGCUGCACAUAUUUUACUUUGUAAAAAUGUCAAUUUUUACACCCACCAACCAAAUUAGACUAACAAAUGUUGCAGUGGUUCGAAUGAAAAAAGGAGGAAAAAGAUUUGAAAUAGCAUGCUAUAAGAACAAGGUGAUGUCAUGGAGAAGUAAAGUGGAGAAAGACUUGGAUGAGGUUUUGCAGACUGAUAGUGUGUUCACCAAUGUAUCAAAAGGGCAAGUUGCCAAGAAAGAAGACCUUAUAAAGUGUUUUAAAACUGAGAAUCAGGUUGAAAUAUGCAAAGAGAUCUUAGCCAAAGGUGAACUUCAGGUUUCGGAGAAGGAGAGGCAAGCUCAAUUAGAAUCAAUGUUUAAAGACAUUGCUACAAUAGUAUCAGACAAGUGUAUUAACCCUGAAACUAAGAGACCUUAUCCUGUAAGCAUGAUCGAGAAGUCCAUGAAGGAGAUACACUUCUCAGUCAAGCCAAGCAAGAGUACGAAACAACAGGCCUUAGAAGUGAUCAGGCAGCUGAAAGAGGUCAUCCAGAUUGAGAGAGCCCAGAUGAAGCUGAGAGUAUCAAUACCAAAAGGCAAGAACUUCCGAACAAAAAUUAAAGAAUUAGCAACGGGAGUGGAUUCUGAGUCAUUAGAGAACGGUGACCUUGAAAUGGUAUUUUCAACUGAUCCAGGGAACUUCAGGAAACUAGAUGAUUUGAUAAGAACUGAAACUAAAGGAAAAGGUCAACUCGUGGUAGUGAGUUUAAAGGAGAUGCAGGAAGGAGAUGAAUUACUGGAGUAAUCCAUCCUGAGACUUUUCAUGUACAAAUCAUCCUCAAAACCACUUGUUAAAGAGAUAAAAAGUAUUUAUUGGAAAAUAAUUCUGUCAAGCUUCUUCAAUAAAGAUUGAGAUACAAAUUCUGAAAA